AUGGCCCAGUCCAAAGCCAACGGCUCGCACUAUGCGCUGACCGCCAUCGGCCUUGGGAUGCUGGUCCUUGGGGUCAUCAUGGCCAUGUGGAACCUGGUCCCUGGGUUCAGCACUGCGGAAAAGCCGGCUGCUCAGGGGAACAAGACAGAGGUAGGAAGCGGCAUCCUUAAGAGCAAGACCUUCUCUGUGGCCUACGUGCUGGUCGGGGCCGGCGUGAUGCUGCUUCUGCUCUCCAUCUGCCUGAGCAUCCGGGACAAGAGGAAGCAGCGGCGGGGCGAGGAGCUGGCACACAUCCAGCACCCGGGGGUCGAACCACACGCCCACGAGGAGGACAGCCAGGAGGAGGAGGAGGAGGCCUCCUCACGGUACUAUGUCCCUAGCUACGAGGAAGUGAUGAACGCAAACUACUUGGAAACAAGGGAUGCGGACCAGAACCCCCGGAUGAGCAUCUCUCUCCCCUCAUAUGAGUCCUUGACGGGGCUGGAUGAGACGAGCCCCACCACAACCAGGGCCGACGUGGAGACCAGCCCAGGGAACCCCCCCGACAGGCAGAACUCCAAGUUGUCCAAACGCCUGAAGCCGCUGAAAGUGAGAAGGAUAAAAUCCGAAAAGCUUCACCUCAAAGACUUUAGGAUCAACCUGCCAGACAAAAACGUGCCUCCUCCCUCCAUCGAGCCCUUGACACCCCCCCCACAGUACGAUGAGGUCCAGGAGAAGGCCCCUGACGCCCGGCCCCCCGACUGA
Molecule: messenger RNA, 744 nt
Organism: Rangifer tarandus platyrhynchus (Svalbard reindeer)
Lineage: Eukaryota; Metazoa; Chordata; Mammalia; Artiodactyla; Cervidae
Source: the annotation of a GenBank genome assembly